UUUAUUUCAAUUCAAAAAAAUGGAUGAUAUCAACAUUGACCUCAAUAUUGUCAAACAAGAACCGUUCGACGAGUUCGAUAACACAAAACCUAUAGAUACAUUUGUAUCUUCUCAGAAUUGUACAUAUUCAGAUAACGCAAUGCCUAUAGAUACAGUUGUAUCUUCAAAUGAAAUUAUAAAUGAGGUAUUAUCAAAACUGGCGAUUAAACAAGAACCAACUGACAAAGAUUUUCAAAAUUAUACAUCUUCAGAUGACGCAAUGCCUAUAGACACAUAUGACUCUUUAAAUGAACCAGAUAUUAAACAAGAGCCGUUUAACGAAGAUUCUCAGAAUUGUGCUUCAUCAGAUGACGCAAAGCCCAUAGAUACAUUUGUCCCUUCGAAAGAAAUUGAAGAUGCGGAACGGGAGAUCAAAAAAGAAUCUGAAGAUUCCGAAAAUUCCGAAGAUUUUGAAUUAAAAGAAAUACAAAGAGAAAAAAACAAGCAGAAAAAGAUAAAAAAUAACUUAAUUUCAGAGAGUUCUAACAUAUUCUUAUAUGCAAAAUCAUGUCCAAAUUGUAAAAAAAGUUUUAAUUCUCCUUUAAUCAAAAAGAAAAUCAUGCAUUUUAAGUCAUGUUGUAAUUCUAAGAAGCGUUGGGUAGAAGAACGAGAAUUGACAAUAAUGAUUGAAGAUUUGAAAUAUAAAUUUAAAACAGCAAUGGAGAAACAUAAUCAUAACAAUUUUGAUUAUGAUUCUUCUGAAGAGGUGGCCAAAGAUCUGGAAACGAAGAAGAUUUAUGAAUAUUUUUCUAUAGAAAAAUUAAAUGUUGAUAACAAAAAGAAUAUGAAGGAAAAAAAAGUAAAAAAUAAGGAAGAUUUUCGAGAUGAUGAUCACAAAAAGAAAUUGGGGACGAAGAUAGAAACUGAUGAUAUUGUUUGAACGUAUGAUUUUUAGUUUUGUUGAACUGAUUGUCAUUUCACAGAUAUACUAAUCUUUGAGGUACUUAAUAUUUAAAGACACAUUAGUGAUAAUAUUCCAUAAAUAAAGUUAUGAGAAUAGGAGAAGAUAUUUCUUUUUUUUUUUUUUUGAAUUCCAAAGUUUCAUUAAGAAGAAUGGAGGGAUGAGUAAGGGGGUACAGAAAACUGAUGAUCAUUUGAUCAUUUUAAAAUAAAUUAUAAACUAUUUUAGUAAAUGUACUUUAUCAUGAUGAGCACCAUUAUUGAUCCAAGCACGUGUGUCAAUUUAAAGCUGAUCGCCGAUCAGUUAGGGCGUCUAUUUUUUUAAUCCGA
Messenger RNA from Rhizophagus irregularis DAOM 181602=DAOM 197198, 1269 nucleotides. RefSeq lists its product as uncharacterized. The record is from RefSeq and is a predicted model, not a curated record. NCBI's taxonomy places the organism in Eukaryota, Fungi, Glomeromycota, Glomeromycetes, Glomerales, Glomeraceae.